UCCUUGCUUCGUCUUCCACCCUCGGCUCCUUCGCUCGCUCCUCUAGGUGCCGCUCCGACUCCUAUUCUCUCUGGACGGAUUGUUGGGCUGGGUUCGUGGCUGGACUUCUUGGCGUCGCGUCCGUUCCCUUUGGCGACGCUUCGUUUCGUUCGCCCCCUAGAUGCCGCUCCGACUCCUAUUCCCUCUCUGGAUGGAGUGUUGGGCCGAGUUCAUGGUCGUCCCUUCUUCCGGUCGCGUCGUUCCUGUUGACAGCGCUUCGUUUUGGCUUAUUCAUUCCCUCCGGUCGCGAAAAUGGCUCGGAUUCAUCCUCUGUGAUUUGGUAGCGAGACCUCCGCGGGCUUCGAUUUCACCUCCGCGGGCUUCGAUUUCACCUCCGCGGGCUUCGAUUUCACCUCCGGGAAGCGAAUCGAGCAGAAGCUUCUCGAUUACAAUCGAGAGGCCGAGCGGUUCCGAGGUUGAGGACGACUUGAAGCGAGGGGUUUCGGGGGCAGUUCCAAUUCCACCCGAUGAUGCUGGAAAAGAGGAAGUGAUCAAUUCCUUAGUCGCUAAUGUCGAAGCCAUGAUCAAAGCAGAUCGAAAAAUCACAUCACUUAAACAACUGCAGGGCCAUAUAUGGAGGACAAGAUUUCAGAACAAGGAACUGCAGGGGGUUGUUUAUGAUGAUGUUCCUGAGGCUCUUAGAAGGUGGCAUGCUAAUGGAAUAAAGGUAACUAUUUUAGUUGAUCUUAGUGAUUAUAUAUCUCUUUGGUUUUAUGUAUAACUUUUGUUAACUGAGUCUGCUAAUCGAAUAAUCGGAUUAUGCUUGACCAAUAUAACCUGCACACAAUUAAAUCAAAACACCAUCUAAGUAUAAACAUCGAUUUAGAGUGCUUUGAUAAUAUAAUAUUUGUUGAUUAACCCAUAUGCCUUCAUGCUUGCGAACGCCUGGUUCAUCAUUACCAUGCUCGCCGAUUGCGUCGUCACGAUCGUGGUUCCUCUUUAUAACGAAACCGAAUGUUUUGGAGGUGAAAAAAGAUCCCUUUUUUGAUGCUCCUCACAAUUAUAAAAAUAGCCUAUAGUUGAAGAGGUCACAACAUUUUUCUUUUUUUUUAACAUCUUAAUGCUGCUAAUCAUAAUGCUUUCAAACCGCUCACUUGGAUCUGUAAAAAGAGCUUUUCUGUGGAACUUGAUCGUGUACAUCUCAUUCUCUCAAGGUGUUUUGUUAAUAGUCCAAUUUUGGAUCUCUUGGACAUUCUUGAAGUGUGUAUCUUACUAAUACAAUAGAAUUUGUUUUUAUAUCUUUGCACUUUAACAUUUUUUAGCUGUCAUACCUUUGCCAUUUUAAAAUACUUCAUUUGGAACUUUUUGAUUUAUCUAUGUAUCAAUGCAGUUUUAUUGGCCGGUGCCAAUCUGAUGAUGUCAAGGUUGAAUUUUGUUCAA
Molecule: messenger RNA, 1419 nt
Organism: Ananas comosus (pineapple)
Lineage: Eukaryota; Viridiplantae; Streptophyta; Magnoliopsida; Poales; Bromeliaceae
Product: enolase-phosphatase E1-like
Exons: 4
Coding region: 161-760 (199 amino acids)
Molecular function (GO): acireductone synthase activity
Source: RefSeq, a predicted model, not a curated record